AUGUACCCAUUUAUCGUUUAUCAAACAAUGGAUUCUAUAGAUGAUAAAAAACUCAAACAACUGGAGAGAAGAGUAAAUAAAGCAAAAAAUACAUUAAAAAUUGAUCCACAAAACUUAACUGAUGCUAUUGAUGAGCUUGGUAUGGAGUAUUUUCAGCAAGGAAAACACGAUGAGGCACUAGAACAAUUUGAAUACGAGUUAAAAACUGCUCAGGAUAAUAAUUUGGAAGAUGAUAUUCUCCUAUCAUUGCGACGAAUUGGUGAUUGUUAUGUUGAAAAGAAUAAAUUUCGAUUAGCUGAAUCUUCGUUCAAAGAAUAUUUGAAGUGUGCACAAGAACAAGCAAAUGAUGAUGAAACAGAACGAGCAUUUACAUCUCUAGCUGUACUUUAUCUUCGUUGGUAUGAAUACAUGCAAGAAGAUAUUCUAUGUGAUGAUGAAAAACUUUUACAAGAGACUUUUAAUCGUUCAUAUGAUGCUGCCUACAACAGUUUAUUGACAAUUGAAAAAUUAGAUAAAUUACAUGUAGAAGAAAAGAAAAAAAUGGGCCUGAAAUCGAAGAGAAGAAACAAUGAAUUUAUGAGCGAUAAAGAUUAUGAAAAAGAUUUAGCACUUAGACGUGUUCGUACUUAUAUCAAUAUGGCAAAUGCGAUCAACGAAAAGUAUUCAACUGAUAAUUCAUCAUCAAGUUUGCAUAAAAUACGAAAACUCGUUAACGAUGCUCUUACAUUGGCAAAAAAGUUUGAAAUGAAACGUGAACUAGGUCGUUUAUAUUUCGCUCUUGCAUCAUAUUAUCAGACGUAUUCAAAUUUUUUACAAAAAAAAGUAGAAAUUGUUUAUGCAUUAGAACAGGCUCUUGAUUAUUAUAAACGUUUAGAAGAUUAUGUUCUUUAUGGUACAACGUUAAUUGACGCAGCAAAUUUAUUAAUUCUAUUUGACGAUUAUGCAGCUGCGAAAGAUUAUUUCUUAAAAGUUUAUAAACCGUCGACAAUAAGUGCUUUAGUCAAAGAAAAUAUGCAACAUCAAUUAGCUUGUGUACAAAGACUUUUAAAUGGUAUAAUAGAUACGUAUAAAAGUGAAACAGAUAUAAAGAAAAAAUUGCGUUUAGCAGAAAAAAUCGGCGAUAUAUAUUCAGAUUUGAAAAAAUAUGAAUUAGCAAAAGAUUAUUAUUCAAAACAAUUAAAACAUGCGCAAGAAGUAGAUUUAAAUGAAAAACAAAUGGCUACAAUUUAUUCAUCUCUAGGAUUGUCAUGUAUGAAACUUCAUGAAUGGCAAAAUGCAAUGGAUUAUUUUCGUCGAGAAUUAAGCUAUCUAGUUACAAUACCACAAUCGGAAACUAAAAUAUGCGAUGCGCUAGUUGAAAUAAUCAAAUGUGAAUAUCGAUUAAAGAUUAGUUUAACUGAACGUUUGGAGACAAUCGAACGAGCAUUUGAAAUAGCUAAAUCGUCAAAAAGCAAAUCGCUAAUUCGUGAAACAAUGGCAUUAUUGAUUCGAUUACAAAAACGAGACCCUUCCUUACAAUACGAUAAACAAAUAAACAAUUUUAUUAAAAAAUUAGAUCCACCAAUUAAUGAGGACAACUGUUCUGAUUUUGAAUAUAUCAGCAACGGAUGUUCAGAUCAGCCGGAAAGUGAUAAUGAAGACUCACAGCCAGUGACAACUGAUGAUGAAGACGAUGAAACAAUUUUGAAUUCACUAAUGAAUGAUCUAAUUGAUGAGGAUGAAGAAGAAACCAUAAUUGUAUCAAAACGAGUUAGCUUAUCAACACAAAAAUCGAAAAUAUUCAAACCUGUGAAUCGAAAAGGUGAAUAUCCCCUACAUGUUGCUUGUCAAAAUGGAAAUUAUGAGAAAGUUGUACAACUUGUUAAUGAUGGGCAUCCUGUCAAUUGUCAAGAUAAUUGUGGUUGGUAUCCUCUUCAUGAAGCAUGCAAUUUUGGACACGUGGAUAUUGUUAGAUAUUUAUUGAAUUCAAAUGCUAGUGUAAACGUGAUAAAUGAAGAUUGCUUGACACCAUUACAUGAUGCAUGUGAAAAUGGUCAUAUACCAGUGAUUGAACUUUUACUUGAACAUGGUGCCAAACCAGAAAAGAAAAGAUUAGGUAAUUACACAGCAUUAGAUGAUCUUAAUGAUUAUCAAGAAAAAUAUGAAUCAAUUGAUCCCGAACAAUUUGAAAAGACGAAGAACAAAAUGCUGGAGUUGAUAAAAAAAAAAGAGCCAAACUAUACAAUCAAAAAGAUAGUGGAGAAUACUGUGUCCUUUGAUAGACGACCCACAUCAGAAGAAACGCAGGAUGAUGGUGAUAUCUAUGAUAAGGACUCACCACCAAGAAUACCUCAUAAACAGAGUUUCAAAUCUGUUAUGGAUAAUGUUCGACGUGGAAUCAAGACAAAUGAUGAUAUUGGUGUUAUUAUUCCAAAAACAAAACAUUCAAUACAAGCAAUUUCUAGGACACCAUUAAUUAGCGAGAAAGAAUAUAAUAUCAGAGAUAAAGAUUGGGCCGUUCCUGACUCCGUGCCAAUUAUCAUUCAUCGUUCAUCGUCUCCGUCCUCUUCAUCAUCAUCAUGUUCACCUAAUCGAACAACAAAACGGAAAAAAAGAUGUGAGGAACGAAAAAGAUCAUUAACUUUCACAACGAGACAGUCAGAAUCACCUUCUCCAACAAAACCUAUAUCGAACCGUCGAUCAUCCGAUCAUAUUCAUAAACGACAAAAGAUUGACGAAACAGACACUCUGUUUAAUGAUUUUGAUAACGAAGUACAAUAUGAACAACACUUGAAAGAAGAAAUAAAACCACCGCGUUCGCCUGUAUUUCAGUUAGAACAAGAACAUAAAUCAUUAGCCGUAUAUCGAACACCAUCAACAAUUAGUAUUUUAUCAUCAUCUACUGAAGAAAAGAAUAGUAAUGUUGUUUAUAUGCCAGUCGUAAUGCCCUCAAAUAUUUUACCAUCACCAUUCACAUCUAAUACGAAGAAUUCAUCAUCUUGGAUAAUACGUUGUCUAGCGAAUAAAAUCGACAGAAAGGAGGAAGACAGAAAAAUUCGAAUACCAAUAUUACCAUCUGCUACAAUUAGAGAUUUGUCAUAUCAAGUUUUGAAAAGAUUAUACGAUCAAUGGCAUAUUCAAGCAUGUAAUGUAACAUUGUAUGAUCAGAAAGGUUGGGAUUUGUAUGAUGAUGAUAUAAUUCAAGAUGCAUUCAGUUCAAAUGAUACAGAUAUUAAAGCGAUAUACACAGAAAAGAAUCCAGCAAAUUGGUACGAACAAACAUGCAAAGCAAACAAUGUUGAUAACAAUUUGGAUGAUAGAGUACUAGAACAAUUAGGACAAUUAUCACUAGAUAAUUUGAAAUCUUUGUCUCUGUCAAAAAACAAAUUGACCAGUAGCGCAGUUAAAGUAUUAUGCGAUCAAAAGUCACUGAUGAAUUUGAGUGACUUGGAUUUAUCAAAUAAUGAUCUUACCGGCGAUGAAUUAUUUGAAGCAAUCGUUAAAUUGAAAUCACUUGAGCGUCUUAAUUUAUCCUCGAAUAAAUUUAAAAUUGAUGAUAUGAUAAAAUUUUUUGUUUUAUCAGCUGAAUCUAAACUAAAUGUGUCAUAUUUAAACUUUCAAUUAUCGUCCGAAAAUUUAGGGUUAACAUUGAUACCAUCAUCGUUAUUUUCUGAUAAAUUUCGUCAUUUUAUUCAACAAUGCAAGAAUCUCAAAACAUUAGUAUUAUCAACAACAUAUUAUUGUGGAGAAAUUGUUACUGUUUUACAUAGUGUUUAUCCAAAUGUUCGAAUGGUAACAGAAACUGAUAAGAUAGAAAUUAACUUAUAA
Didymodactylos carnosus is the source of this 3807-nucleotide messenger RNA. The record is from the annotation of a GenBank genome assembly. NCBI's taxonomy places the organism in Eukaryota, Metazoa, Rotifera, Eurotatoria, Philodinida, Philodinidae.